AUGGAUCCGAACGCAGAGGGCGGCCCGCCCAAGGCCGAGAUCGAGAUCGCCGAGGUCGAGAGCGACGCGCCCCCUGCUCCCCCCAAGGCGGACAUUGAGAUCAAGGCCGAGCAGCCCGCCCAGGCCCAGCCUUCCCCCGAGGUCUCGGACGAGGAGAAGAAGAGGAUUGAGAGGCUGGAGCGGAAGAUGCGAAAGCAGGAGAGGAAGGAGAGAAGGGAGAGGAAGGAGGCGAGGGCGCAGAAGAGACAGGAGAAGCAGGAGAGAAGGGAGAGGAGGGAACGGGAGAAGCAGGAGGCUGCCCAGGCUGCUCAGGCUGCUCAGACUGCUGAGUCUGCUGCUCAACCUGCCGCCGAGUCUGCUCCGGAGGUCACUCAGCCGGAGACUCAGGCGGCGCCCGCUCAACCCAAGCCUGACCCCGAAGUCCAGGCCGCCAUCAAGAUCCAGCAGUUCCACGAGGAGGAGUUCCAGCGCCGCUUGAGGGGAGAGUACCAGGCGCAGCAGCUGCGAACUGGCCAGGUGCCUCUCCGCUUGACGUCGAUCCGCCUCAGCCCUCCCCCGCCAACGACGCGCGGUGACUUCCUCUCCGGCCUGCUUGCGCCUUUCCUCUCCGAGGCCCACCCCUGGCUCAAGUGGCUGCACCCCGUCCCGCCCCCGCCCACCAACCUGCGCGAGAUCCUGCAGACGACAAAGGCACUCGUGCAGCACGUCGACGACCUGGGCGUGUUCGACAUGGACCGUGUCGGCAUCCGUCUCGAGCCUGCGCCGAGCGGAGACCCAGAUGAGGUCGAGUUGCUCCUGGCUCUGAGGGAGCGCGGAAGGUUCUUCCUCAAGGCUGGCACUGAGUUUGGCGGAAACGAGGGUGGUGCCAAUAUCACGGGCAGGAUACGCAAUGUCCUCGGUGGAGGCGAGACGCUCGAGGCUAACGCGGCGCUGGGUACCAAGACGAAGAGCGCGUAUCAGGCGACUCUCUCGACUCCCGUCUUCUCCUCUCCCUAUCUCUCCGCCUCGCUCAGCGGUUUCAGCCUGGACCGCGACAACACCGCUUUCGCCUCUCACCGCGAGCUGCAGCAGGGUGGUCGUGUCAAGCUCUCUGGUCUUACGCCGCUCGGCGCCCACGAGCUCGCGUACGAAUACGUCCAGCGUGACAUCUCGCACCUCUCGCCCAAGGCAUCCGUCUCUGCCCUGGGUCUCGGUACCUCUGGCCGUCUGCUCAAGCUGACCAACGAAUACGCCGGUCUCCCUGGCUCCUCGGAGCUCGCGCACUUCAUCAAGUCGACAGGUGUUGCGCAGGCGUCGCGGCCCCUGUACGAGGGUUCUGAUAUUCUCGUGUCCGUGUCCGGCUUCGGAUCCAUUCUGUACCCGCUCUGGGCGCCAGGCGGCUUCGACGAGCCUCGCAGGACGUACCUUGCUGACAGGACUUAUCUUGGCGGUCCCAACUCGGUGCGCGGCUGGAAGGUCGGAGGCUUGGGCCUCAGCGACAAGCUCGACUCGCUUGGCGGAGACCUCGCUUACGCUCUCGGCAUCAGCGCCUUCCUCCCCAUCCCCGGCAAGGAGCACUGGCCCCUCAAGAUUCACACGUUCCUUAACGCUGGCAAGGUGUCCCGGUAUGAGCAGCAGCAUGCAGAGCAGGCUUCAGUGAUCAGUGAUCGAACUCUGACACCGUCCAGCCGCCCCGUUCUGGUCCCGUUGCCACUCCGGUGCCCCGCCAUCGUCAUCCCCCGUCCGUCCUCCCACAAGUUCGCCCACACCGAUCACCUUCCCCCCUUCCUUUCCUGUCUUCCCAUCAUUUCUGACCUCAGCAACAGCAUGGCCGACCCCGCAGCCGACGCCAGAGCCCGGCGCCUCGCCGCGAUCGAGGCCCGCCUGAACCCGCCGAAGGAGGAUGACGGUGCUGCUGCCGCCGCAGGCAGUUCAGGCUCGAACACCCCUGGCCGCGAGCCGCCGCGCAACAUGCCUAAACCGUGGACGCGGCCGAGCGAGCGCGAGCAGAACGAGAAGAAGCGCGAGCUCACGAGGUUACUGAACCGUACUAUCGUUCGGGACUCGGGGUACAGGCAGGCGGCGGAGUGUGUCGAGACUCUCGUCAAGAUUGCGACGAACAUCCAGACCAACGAGGACCCGAAGUACCGCACGCUCAGGGCUGAGAACAGCCUGCUCAAGAACAAGGUGCUCGCUGUGCCUGGCGGGCGCGAUUAUAUGAUCCAGAUGGGCUUCCAUACAGAGAACAAGGACUUCACGCAAUUCUUCAUCCUUGAUCAGAGCGAGAAGCGGCUGUGGCAGCUUGGUCUGGCAGCUGACGUGCUGCGCGAGGCGCUCCCCGAGCUCCAGAAACGUGUUAGCGGCACGACCACAUCUACGGCGAAUGCAAAGGCGGAGGAGGAGCGCCGCGUCGCUGCGGCCAAGCGGCAGAUCGAGGCGGACCGUGAGCUCGUCAAGCAGCGCGUUGAGCGUGAGCGUAUCGUGCGCGAGGCGAGGGAAGCCGCCCGCGCCAAGGCAGAAGCGGAGCCGCAACCGCAGGAAGAACCUCACUUCCACGUCCGCGGACAGGGGCGUAAGCUCGACGGCUCUGCAUCUACUGAGGGCGUGGGAAGUCCCCAGGCGCGUUCUCGAUCGUCACAGGCGGCACAACAAGUCGGUCCUGAUGACGACACAGACAUGAUCCCUAGCGAUCACGAGGAGGACGAUGAGGAGGGGGAAGACGACGGGGAGGAGACGGACGAGGAGGAGCGCGAGUUCAGGCGCCAGGACGCGCAGAACCGUAUGGGCAUGUUCGGCAUGGCGAGCAACGCGCAUCACUGGGGAGGAGGGCAGAAGCUGGGCGAGUAG
Messenger RNA from Trichosporon asahii var. asahii CBS 2479, 2826 nucleotides. RefSeq lists its product as uncharacterized. The transcript is spliced from 12 exons. Gene Ontology annotation, cellular component: outer membrane; SAM complex. The coding region runs from base 1 to 2826 and encodes 941 amino acids. The record is from RefSeq and is a predicted model, not a curated record. Lineage: Eukaryota; Fungi; Basidiomycota; Tremellomycetes; Trichosporonales; Trichosporonaceae. Gene Ontology annotation, biological process: protein insertion into mitochondrial outer membrane.